CUUAUGGUUGAAAUGCUGACAACUUGUGUCACUUUGACUUGUUUUGUGGACGUGUUUGCAGUUGCAAUAAAUGAGCAUUGGGGUCCCUGUGGUGUGCCCACCUUCAGCAGAGAGAUUUCAGGGAGGGACUUCUGCCUUGCACCAUUCCACCAGUGGGCAGCGGGAUCCCGGGGAGGCAGAAGACGCACCGCUGCUUGCAGCUGAACAUCCCUCCCCAGACGCAGACACAGCUCCACCAGGCUUCACAUCAUGGAAUCGACUGAUUUUGAUGCGCUUUGUGGAUCUAUCGAUGGACUUGAGCUGGGUCAAGUCUUUGGGUAAUUUCUGCGGGUAGUCCGUGUUGUUUUCUCGCCUUGGGAAUACUUUGUUGGUGUGGAUGGACAUCAAAAAGUGCACAUGCCACUUUUGGGAAGCCAUUGGAUUUAUUUACUUCAUCCUUGUGGCAUUUAUCGGCCUCAGGAAUCUCUCGAUUAAUCGGAUGAAAUAAGAAGUGAAGAUGUAUGGAAUAAACCAGCGCUAUUUUUACAUAUCAUUUAAUUUUUUUGUUUUGUGGUGUCACGCUCAGGGGGAGAAUCACUCGUCUCCUAAUUUUAACCAGUAUGUGAGGACGCAGGGCGCAACGACGGACCAGCUCAGCCGCAGGCAGGUCCGGGUUUACCAGCUCUACAGCCGAACCAGCGGGAAACACGUCCAGAUCCAGGGGAAGAGAGUCAGCGCCACUGCGGAGGAUGGGAACCAGUACGCUCGCCUGUUUGUGGAGACUGACACCUUCGGCAGUCGAGUGAGGAUACAAGGUGCAGAGAGUGGGCUAUAUCUCUGCAUGAACCGGAAGGGAAAACUUGUUGGAAAGCCCAACGGCCGCAGCAGGGACUGUAUCUUCACUGAGAUCGUCCUGGAGAACAAUUACACGGCCCUGCAGAAUGCAAAGUACGAAGGCUGGUAUGUGGCUUUCACUAGGAAGGGGAGGCCAAUCAAAGCCUGCAGGACAAGGGAGAACCAGAGAGAGGUCCAUUUCAUCAAGAGGCUGCACAUGGGCCCGCCUCACUUCCCCAACACGGACCAAAGCAAAUUUGAGUUCAUCCGAUUUCCGCCCACAGGUCGAGCAAAGCGGAACCGGAAAUCACGUACCUCUGAGUAACAAUCAGCCAAAGCAAUGGACUGGCUCAAGCUGUGAGAAAGGAACAACAGAUGCAGUUUUAUUUUUGUAUAUUUUUGAUAUUUG
Xiphophorus maculatus (southern platyfish) is the source of this 1222-nucleotide messenger RNA. RefSeq names its product fibroblast growth factor 17 (gene fgf17). NCBI's taxonomy places the organism in Eukaryota, Metazoa, Chordata, Actinopteri, Cyprinodontiformes, Poeciliidae. Gene Ontology annotation, cellular component: cytoplasm. Gene Ontology annotation, biological process: animal organ morphogenesis; regulation of cell migration; cell differentiation. The coding region runs from base 497 to 1138 and encodes 213 amino acids. The transcript is spliced from 5 exons. The record is from RefSeq and is a predicted model, not a curated record. Gene Ontology annotation, molecular function: type 1 fibroblast growth factor receptor binding; growth factor activity; type 2 fibroblast growth factor receptor binding.